UCCACUAACUCCUGCCGUCAGACGCAGCUUCCACACACUUCUCAGCAUACGAUCCGUUUCACUUUGAUUUGUGUAGCGCUACCUUCUUGUUGCCAAUACUGUCCAUGUCUGACUGUUAACUGUUUCCUUCCCUUUUGGUUUUGUAUUAAAAGUAUCUUGAAAAACUUCAGGAAGUGAGUGAGUUAAAGUUCAGCCAGAGCACAGCGUCCAAACACAGAAGAGCUUUCACUAAGACAGUCGUCAGAGGAUACUCAGAUUCAAGACAACAGAGAGGUCGGUGAUCCACAGCUGUCACAAGAACAGAGAGGAGAGAGUGAAAAGAAAAACCCCUCCAUGGCGUACCGGCUCUUUGAAGGGAAGGAUCAUGCUGUCCUCUACCAGAAGUAUCGCUUUAUACCUCCAGAGGAGCUUGUCAAAGUCAUUAUUCAGUACCUAGAUAAAAAGAAGGGACAGCCACAUGGGCUGGCAGUAGACCUGGGAUGUGGAUCAGGUCAGCACACUCGACUACUGGCGCCGUACCUCAAAGAAGUGGUGGGCUUGGACAUAAGUGAAUGGCAGUUGGAGCUGGGCAAAGCUGUGCCAGGGUACCCGAACGUUAGAUACAGUCAAGGAACAGCAGAGGAGCUUCCUUUUCCAGAUGCAUCCGUGGACUUGCUGACGGCAGCAUCAGCGGCCCACUGGUUUGACCAGUCGAGGUUUCUGGCUGAGGCGAAUCGAGUCUUGAAACCUGGGGGAUGUGUGGCUCUGCUAGGCUUCAUGGAUAAUAACACCAGAUUGUGCUACAAAGACUGUGGCGAGAGACUUGACCUCAUCUAUGCAGAGGUGAAGCAGGCACUUGCACCAUACACAAGUGGCCCAGUAGCUGUAUCUGAGGGUAAGCUCGAUGAGCUGUACUCUGCCAUCCCCUUUCCAGACAAAGAGAGGAUUGAGUCUUUUAAGACGAAGAAUAAUGUUUCAGUGAGGGAUUACUUGGGUUUCAUUCAGUCCUGGUCCAUGUUCCAAACUUACAAGGCAAAAGAUCCCAAGGGUGCUGAAGACCUGCUGUUGAAUACCCAGAAAAGGUUCCUAGAGGAGAUGGGAGUCAUGUCUCCUGACACUGAAAUGGAGCAGGAAAUGGAUUAUUUCUGUGUUCUGGCAUCCAAACCACAAUAAUCAACACAAUAAAAUGAGAUGCACACAAGUGUGUAAUUUUGAUAUGUUACCAUAAGUAAAUAACUUUCAACAACCAAAUGUUAUUGUGUGAAGGAGAACACUAUGCUAUGGAUCAUUCUAAAUAAACAUUAUUCCACUUAACCUCUCAAAAAAA
Messenger RNA from Mugil cephalus (flathead mullet), 1306 nucleotides. RefSeq lists its product as uncharacterized. Gene Ontology annotation, molecular function: S-adenosylmethionine-dependent methyltransferase activity. The transcript has 7 exons. The record is from RefSeq and is a predicted model, not a curated record. NCBI's taxonomy places the organism in Eukaryota, Metazoa, Chordata, Actinopteri, Mugiliformes, Mugilidae. The coding region runs from base 334 to 1152 and encodes 272 amino acids.